Molecule: messenger RNA, 3028 nt
Organism: Cucurbitaria berberidis CBS 394.84
Lineage: Eukaryota; Fungi; Ascomycota; Dothideomycetes; Pleosporales; Cucurbitariaceae
Exons: 1
Coding region: 39-2828 (929 amino acids)
Biological process (GO): DNA-templated transcription; regulation of DNA-templated transcription
Molecular function (GO): DNA binding; DNA-binding transcription factor activity, RNA polymerase II-specific; zinc ion binding
Source: RefSeq, a predicted model, not a curated record
CUCAUCAGGUAUCUCAUUUGUGUCCGACCCGUCGAGGAAUGCUCUCAUGUCAGACUUGCCAGAAGACCUUCACAUGUCAGAAACAUCUCAGCCGACAUCAAGUCGUCCACGGAGACAGCCGGCCAUUCCAGUGCGGCGUAUGCUUCAAGGCCUUUUCCCGCAAGGACGGCCUGCAAAGGCAUGAAUCGACGCACCGAGGAUCAAAAUCCCUCGUCCAGAUCAAAGGCCGCGCAUGUGCUGCCUGUGUCUCCGCUAAAACCAGAUGCACCGGCGUUUUGCCUUGUCAGAGAUGCGUUAACAGGAAGACCGAAUGCACAUACACAUCGAGGCAAGGAUCCUUGACAGCAGCUAGGGGACGAUCCAUGACCCAGGAGAGUCUGGUCAGUGGUGAAUGCCCUGCCGCGGCGCUAGAUCAGUCUACCAUCCUUGAAGAGCCAUCUGCAGCCAUUUCACAGCAGAUUGCGACCUCACCUCCAACCGGGAUGUCCAACCAACCUCUAGUCCUCAACGGCCCCUCUGAAGAACUCUCUGAAGAGCUAUCCCAGCCAGUAAUCACGCGGAAUCACAUCGAGGCGCUUCGAGACUCUGGGUGGCCGCAGUAUACUCCCGAUCUUCUUGGGCCUGAAUCCCUCAACCUGAAUCUUGAUGUUCAGAGUCUACCAUCAAAUCCAAUCGUGACCGCACACCAUGAACUUGUCCAUAGUCAAUUUGGUUGGGAGCCCAGUCAAUCUUCGACAAUCAAUUGGCUACAGAUGGAAGCAGUGGAUCUCGGCUACUUUCCUAUGAGAGACUUCUUCCCUACUGCACUCUCUGCAGGUGCCUUGUCAUCGCCAGAGUCUUGGCAUCACUCAGUACGAUCGCCCACAUUUCAAAGUCACUCAGACUCUGGACCGACCGCUGUGAGUGUAGUCAAUACCGACUCCCCGCAAGAGUCGGUUGGCCAUGCUACUGCUUCGAAUGUAGCCCCGGACGGUCCAUCUAUCGAAACGGAUGUCGAACGAGGAUCGUAUUAUGUAGACGGCGACAAGGCAAGACAAACCCGCCGCAAGAGGCGUAGACUCAUGACAUUCACGCCUUCUUCGCAUAAUUCCGGGUUUUCUUUUGCAUCCUGCACAGAAAUGCAGUUUUCGUCUGCCAAUAUUCACGACCAUUUCCUCGAUGAGCGACAGCACGGGCAACUGGAAGUGCUCUUCCAAUCUCUGUGCGUCAACACAUUAUUCUUUCAACCCUUUUUGACAACGGAUUUUCCCUCUCAAGAAGUCUUCCACCACCUUGUCCAGGGCUACCUUAUUUCGUUUCAUCAAGCGUUACCCUUCAUCCACCGACCAACAUUUCGAGGGUAUGAUCGCCAUCACACGUUACUGCUAGCCAUGGCAGCCCUGGGUGCUCGAUUUUCAGAACAUGAAGCUGCAGUUUCUCUUUCGGCACCCUUGACAGAACUAUUGAGGCGCAUCAUGAUGCAUAUAGAUGAGGAUCGGGAAAGGAAUUCCCUUUCAGAAUAUGAGAUGGCGCAAAUUCGAUUGCUCUACUCGGUUACCACCAGAUACACCAGAGCCGGCCAACCUCAACGUGAUGCGAUGGUCGCUGUUCGGGAGUGCACUUCUACGUUUGAUAUGACCUUCCGUCAACAUGCCAAGCAUCGGUCUGUCCCUCAAAAUCAGACUCAGUGGUUGUCCUGGGUCCACCAAGAGGAGAUUACGAGGACCAAAUUUUGCAUCUGGUUAUUAGAUUGUAUGGUAGCGUCCCACACAGGAUCACAACCCGCCCUCAGACUCGCCGCUGUAACUGACACCCAGUUGCCAUGUACUGAAUCGUUAUGGUCGGCUGAAUCCUGGAACAUGUGGAACGCAGUAAAGCAGAGCAGUGCGACUGAGCCACCGACCAUAGAAGAGGCCUUACGAGAUUUGUACAUCGAGAAGCAACUAUCCCCCAAUUUGGGGGAGUUCUCUCGAAUCAUGAUUGUUCAUGCCUUAUACCACAGAACAUGGGACGUGCGGGAGUACUUCGAGCAGCGCUUAUCUCACUACGUUCCAUCCGCUCAACGUCAGUCAAGCGCAGAUGUCCCUUCGCCUCUACCAGCGUGGCAUCCGAGAAUGGAGUCAUUUAACAAAUGGCGCAAUGCGGCUCUUGACUGUAUUGAUAUUUUACAUUGGAACGCCAAUGCACUCAUCGGCCUAGCACAGGGGAUGGAGCAUCACACCGUCCUACAUCUUCAUUUCUCCCGCAUUGUUCUUCUGUGUCCUAUCCAGCACGUACUAAGACUCGCGCGGUUCCUGUCCGAAACUAGCGAACGACGAUCAUCCAGCACAUCUUCAGUUCACGAAGCUGAGCACGACGCCAGAGCAAUUCAACAAUGGGUUGCACAAGAUAAAUACAAAGCGCGUCUGGCGACAGUGCACGCGGGUACGGUACUCUGGCAUGUUAGGCGAUAUUCGAGUGGCGCUUUCUAUGAACCUGAAUGCGUCGCACUAGCUACCUUAAUGCUCUGGGCGCACAGUAAGUUCUUCGCUCGAAGUAACCACAAUCCGGAGGACACUAUUAGUGCAAAACCAGGUCACCUUAGAGCAGACCGUGACAUUAUUCUGCUCGAUAGGCCAACAGAUGAUGAACUCGUCCAGCAAUAUGUCAGAGAAGGCGACUUGAUGCACGCCAACAUGAAAGGAGUGGGUGAUCUUUUUGGGCCCUCGGGUGCACAUCGAGUACUUGUCCAAGGACGGAUGCUUCUGGGUACUUUAGGGGCAUGGCAAGAGGCCACAAGUUACUGGACAGAUUUCUUGAAAAAGCUCGAGUACGCUAGUGCAGGGAGGAGUGAUGUUGUAAGGCAGUAGAACUUUUUGUAAAUCAUCGGUAGCAACAAUUGAUCGAUACAAGUAUAACAACCGUUUUUAGAGAGAUCGUUUGCUUUUCUGUACGCCUGUAGUAUGGAUCUUGUGGAAUUAGACGUCAACUACAAUUUGGUUUACUAUUUUGUUUUUCAAAGUCUAUUCAUUAUUGUAACAGCCUAAAUUUCCAUUGAUCGAGUCUCCCA